CUUUGAACAAAAGAUUUAUAACGUCAUUUCUGCCUAAACAAAGCUAACGCAUAAUUGCUACAUGCUGCCGCAAUUGCUAAUUAACGUGGACAGGGAUAAUUGGAGGUUGUUGUUAAUCACCUAAUCAGGGGCAAGCUUUUGUUUACAAUUAAUUUGGCAUCAAUUCAACUCAAUGGAAGACUUCAUUCCUUCCUCUUUCAAUUUUCUUGGAACGAGAAUGGCGUUGUUCAAGGCAGCUUCGAAGCAUUUCGUGAAAAGUGCUGGGAAUUCAAGCUUGCAUAAUGUGCCUGACCUAAGUUCAGCUGAUAGAUUCAAUGUCUUGUGCCUUGUUUACAGAAAGAGGUCAUUUUGGCCCUGGAAAAAGCCAAAAAUUUUACAAACCAUGGUGACGUUGAGCGAUCUGUUCGAGAAGCCCCUUUCCACUGCCGAGCUUAUAUCAUCAAAGGUUGUAGCAGAAGGCUAUAAAGAUACACCUAAAUUCAAUGCAGAUGGUGAUAUCGGUGCUAAAAUUGCAUCUGAACUUGAUAUUGACCUUAGCAUGACUGACAAAUUCUCUCUGACAGUUGAUUUUGGAGAUGUGAUGAAGACUGAAGUAAACUGGGAACAGUUAGAGAGAGAGCUAGCAAAAUCUUUAGUGAAUAGCAGUCAUGAGAUAUUUCAACAAUUGCAUGAGAUGAAAAGGUCUUCACUUUGUGUUGUUCUGGAGUCAUUGUCAUGCAAGAAAGAUGCAUCAUUGGAUGAAGAAAGUGAUAUGACAGAGAAAGGAAAAGUAAGUGCAAACAUUCCAAAGAUCUCAACUGUUUCUGUUGAUGUUCACAUGCAAGGUGAAGCAGAAGAAGUCUCUCACCAUUCUUAUAAUAUUCCUGCUGGCACAGUAAUUGCUUUUAGCUGCAAUAAAUUGGACCUGAACUCUAGUGGAUUCCUUUCUAUGCAUGUUGGUGUAGACAAGGUUGAUAACCAAGAAGGGAAAUAUGCAGAUGCUAGCGAUAAAAGCCAAUGUAUCAAAGCUGAAUUAGCACCAUUGGUAGAGUCAAAGGAUGUUUCAGAUAUUAAGGCGGCUGUGAUGAAUAUAUUGAAAAAGCCACAAACUUUGGAUGACAUGCUUGAGCUAGUAAGGGAGCAUUUAUUUUCUCAUAAUAAAAAUCUGCAUAUUGUGCCUGCAACAUAA
Molecule: messenger RNA, 1168 nt
Organism: Rhopilema esculentum
Lineage: Eukaryota; Metazoa; Cnidaria; Scyphozoa; Rhizostomeae; Rhizostomatidae
Source: RefSeq, a predicted model, not a curated record